GUCGAACAGACACUCCGCUAUUCCCCCCACGAGAUUCUAAGGAACCUCAGAGACCAUCGGCAGCGCUCGAGGGAGAGAGGCUGGCGGUAUCCGUGGAGCAUUGCCCAGCGCGCCGUCAAACGUAUCCCCCUCGACGUCUACGUCAGAGCCCACGCCGGGGCCUACGCAGGAGUUCACGCAGAGGCCCAUGUCAGAGCCCGCAUCACCAUCCAGCUCUGGGUCAAACGACCUCGAGCCUGCGUCCUCACACCGUACUGGCGGCACCUCAAAGAAGUCCUCGCCGUUACCGUCCACUCCGCACCCCUCUAGUCCGUCGUCGCAUCAGCACCAGUCGACCGCUCUCCGCGAUGAUGAUAUCGAUACUCAUAGCCUCUCUGGGAUACCUACCGCUCACAGCCUUUCUGGGGUACCUACCACAUCGACACCGAUUCGGAAGGGCCACACGACGACUCAGCCAUUCACUUCUAACCACUUGUACAAUGAUCCAGCAUACAUGCGUGCGGCAGAAGAAUUGAAAGGAAAGUUCGUGGAGAUACCGACCCGUGAAUUGCUCGAUCGACUUCGAGUUCGUGAUGGCUCAGGGAUGCCAACCCCGCAGCAUGACCUUGGGCCGCUGAAGAAACUUAAAGAUGUUACACUGGAAGACCAAUCUUAUAAUUUAUUUAUCAAGGCGAUGCAACCCUGCCUGGGUAAGGGCUGGAAAUUGAAGGAUAUCCACAACCACGCAGAUCCAGACUCGAAAACGCCCUUGGGCAACAGUGACGUAAAACCCGAUCUUGCGCUCUACGCUCCCGACAUGUACGAUGACGCUCGGCCCUGUCGGUCAAAAACGGCAGCGCUGUUCGGCGAAGCCAAAAUACUCGAGAAGAGCGAGCCUUUCCGUCUGCCACCUGAAGCCAGCUCUGAACCCUUGGAGCGCAAAACGGAGACUGCUCAGCAGACGCGAGGACAGCUCACUGUGUAUCAUAAUGCCAUACAGGCAGCUCAGCAGCGCACACGCGUCUAUUCCUUUUACUAUCGCAAAAACUUCGCUCGCCUUCUCUGCCAUUCUCGUAGCGGCACCGUAGUGACACCCUUGAUCGACAUGACCAAGAGCAACGAAGUCCCUGAAUUCUUUUGGCGGUUCACUCGGGCUUCGUCCGCUGAGCGUGGGCUAGACACCACCUUCGAGCGCGCUCCUGACGAUGACCCUCAUGUCUCCUCCGCUCGCAUAUCUCUUAUUCUCAAGGUCGAUGAUCCAGUCUUCAAGGUCUCCGUUGGCUCUUACGCGUUCUACAUCUCAAGCCCAUUCACUUCCACCCAUGGAUAUCCAGUCGGUCGCGGUACUCGAUGUUACGAAGCAUACAACCCCGUAACCGGGAAACACGUCCUUCUGAAAGACACUUGGAGAUAUGCAGAGUACCCUCCGGAGCACGAAAUCUACGGAAAGCUCCGUGACUCGGGCGUUUCGAACGUUCUUGGGGUCGUUGCUUGGGGAGACGUCGAGGGCCCUCUUCAGACUUGCGGAGGUGAUGGCGGGCUCCGAGAGCUUAUUCACUAUCGAAUCGUCUUGGACAAGGUUGGGCAAUCUCUCACCGAGUUCAACUCGACUUAUCAGUUUAUAACUGUGAUUCGGGACGCAUUGCGAGCACAUCGAGAGGCGUCGCAGGCGGGAAUCCUUCACCGGGACAUAUCCGUCGGCAACAUCGUCAUUGUUGAAGGACGAGGCUAUCUUAUUGAUUGGGAGCUCGCCAGUCUAGGUGACACGCCAACGAGGGCUAGCGAACGCACGCCCUUCUCAAAAAUCCUAUGUAGCAAACACCACGAGAAAAGCGAUGACAUCGAGUCGUUCUUUUGGGUGAUGCUGUGGAUCGCGAUCCGACAUGCGCCCAACUGCCUCACAGCCAACUACCGCCUCAAACUGUUAUCCAACUUUGAUUUUAGCAAGACCGAGGACCCGGAAAUAGACAAGAUCAUGUGGACAGGCCUCG
This is a messenger RNA of Stereum hirsutum FP-91666 SS1, 1970 nucleotides long. RefSeq lists its product as uncharacterized. Gene Ontology annotation, biological process: protein phosphorylation. The annotation marks the transcript as partial. The transcript is spliced from 4 exons. The record is from RefSeq and is a predicted model, not a curated record. Gene Ontology annotation, molecular function: protein kinase activity. NCBI's taxonomy places the organism in Eukaryota, Fungi, Basidiomycota, Agaricomycetes, Russulales, Stereaceae.